CUUUUUUUCUUUUAUCAGCUCCCAACCGGUUCUAUAUAAUGCAGCCACAACAGUCAUUUGGGACACAAGAGAGUGAGCGCAACAUGGGGAUUUCGGCUUUAUAUCCUCCAGGCUGUCAAUGUGCUUUUGGUCUUUUAAAGAAGAGUGAAUUUUGUCGUUUUUACUGCAGCAGGAUAUCUCUAAACACCACAACAUCUGCAUCUAGGCGGAUGUCUUCUGAACAAAAGGAUGGGAAGCUGUUCACCGAAGCCUGAGGCCUUGCCUUCUGAAGAGCAUAAUUGGAUACAGACAGUCACGCUUUCACACAGUAAAUAGAAUUAUUCUAUUUUUUUGUUAUUGCUUCUUGUUUACUCAUGAAUUCAAAGUAAACUCAGGUGACAAACAUCAGACAUAAGGAAGCAAAAUUCAGUUCCGCCCCUGUUGACAGAAGAAGAAAUGAGGCCGUCUGAAAGGAACGUAAAGCAUUUGUUUCAGCAUCAAAAUGUCACUGCUGACCUUUUGUCCCAGGGAAAAGAAACAUAUUGACAGGGAUGAUAACAAGUGCACUGAGAGAUUCCAGGACUUCUCCAAAUGUCCUGCUUGUAACAGAGAUAAUGAGGAGAUCCUAAUCCUGCCAUGUUCUCAUACCAUGUGCGUUCACUGUAUAAAAAGGGAAGGAGAGAAGAGGUCAGUUCAGUCUCCCCGUUAUGAUGUGAGCCCACGUGCCUGCUCAGUGUUGUGUCCAUUAUGUAUGUAUGACGUGGAGCUGCCAUGCAGGAUGUGGUCAACAGCUCCAUUCUGUCUCCCAAAAUAUCCUUCUCUUAAGUCUGAAUGUGUCCCACCUGAGGACACAUCGGAACCACACCAACCACCACCUUCAAGCAUGCAAGGGCGCUCCAAUGCUGUGACUGCACAGGAAGUGACAACACAAUGUUCCAGUGCGUGCAGCUUCACUGUAUCACCAGCUGAGGGCGAUGUAGAACUACAAGAGGAGGCGAUGGAGCGGUCUGUUUUUGGUUUACAUUUCUCUCUGGACCCAGUAACAGCCCACCCUUCGCUCCAUCUGUCCAACUCCUCCCUCACCGUGACUUACCAUAAAGCUAUCUCUCCUGAUCUGCUUCCAAACAAUGUCAAGAGAGUAAUGAUGACCUCUGACCCUCGGGUGAUGGAUUACCUCCCUCAAGUUUAUGCUGAUGUUGUCAUUGUACAAGGGCAGUAUUACUGGGAAGUGGAGGUCUGCAACAGUUCUCUCUACAAAAUUGGUGUGAGCUCUCCGGACGGUCGUGAAGGCUGGUUUCUGGAAAGACAGGGUUUGUCGUUUUUUACUGUUUAUGAUGGAAGAAGGGAAUUGCUCAACACUGUCCCACCUCAGAUCAAAACCAUUGGACUCUUUCUUAAUUUUGGAGGAGGUGUUCUGAGCUUCCAUAACCCUGUGACCCAGGAGCAUCUCGUCACCAUGCCUACCCGCUUUAAUCCGCUAGGAGUGUUGCCAACUGUGGGCCUCGCUCAGGGUUGGCUACGUUUGCGUUGCGGCCUUCCCCCUCCUCUCCAUGUUUUCCUCAGUAAAAACUCAGCCUUUAGAGGGCCCUGUGGAUCUGGUAGAGGCCGGGGGCGGAGGGAUAUUCCCUUCCACUCAGUACGGAAAGUUAUACAGAAGUUUGAGGAGAUGUCAGCUACGAAUUUUGCUGUAAAAUCUCGUUUUGGAUCACCCUGCUCCUGAGGAUUCUGUGAUACAAAUCUCUCUGGGCACACAGGACAGGAAACAGGCAGAAGACAAUUCUACUCCAUAAUGGAGACAUCCAUUGACAGACUCACAAAUCCUCAGAAAGGUUUGAUCAAUGGGUGCAAUUUGAAAGGCAAAUGUUCCAUAUUGAAGGACUUUCAGAUGCUUCCUUCAAUUCUCUGUGUGACCCCAGACCUCUAAUUGACUCUCUCCCCAGGAGACAGUUCUUUCCCUCAAUCAAUCACCCCCGCUGCUCUGGGCUUGAUCCAGAAUGAGUCCUCAGUAUUACGAAGUGUAAGGAAAGGGUGGGCUGCUACCAGUAUGACUUCUUAAUUUGUCUCUGUGUGACACUCGUCUGACAGUAGGUGUCCUUGCACUCCCAACGCAUCCCUGUACGCUUGAGCAUUAGUUCUACGACCCGAAGUGUGUGCUUUUGUAUUGCUGGUAUGUAAACAAGCAGAAAUAAAGUGUAAGGUGAGAAAGAGAGGUGUAAGUACAGUGACACCAGUGGUGUCAACUCAGAGCAGCAAUAACAGGUGGUACCACACGUUUAUCCCACGCUCUGCCUUCGAUCAGACAGUAGGCUGCCCUUUCUUGACCCUUUCGAACCACAGGACUCCUUAAAACUUCAAAAGGGACAGCAGAGCGCAAGAGAACAGAGAAGGAGGGGGGGGGGGAGAGAAAACAGCAUGCAUGAAAUAAAGACAGCAGGUGACGGUCAAAAGAAAUGAGCUGAAGGAGGAUUUCCCAGCAGUUUUCAAGCCAAGACUCCCUGAAAAGAUCAAAUGUCUUUGGCUGAAAAUUAAUUUAAAACUGCCACUGAGUUGCGUUGGCCAAAAAAAUUACAUUAGAAGUGUGGCGUCAGUAUUUCCUUUGCACAUUUGUCGGUCAUACUUUGCAAAUAUAUUUACAAUGGGGGAAAUAAUUAAAUGAUACUGUACUUUCAAAGGUUUGCUCCCUUACUCAAACAUUAACAUUCAAUGGCAUAAAUACACACAAUAAAAAAGUUCACAAAUGUGCAUUUUACAAACUGU
This is a messenger RNA of Syngnathus acus (greater pipefish), 2736 nucleotides long. RefSeq lists its product as uncharacterized. The transcript is spliced from 5 exons. Bases 482 to 1699 code for a protein of 405 amino acids. Gene Ontology annotation, molecular function: protein binding. NCBI's taxonomy places the organism in Eukaryota, Metazoa, Chordata, Actinopteri, Syngnathiformes, Syngnathidae. The record is from RefSeq and is a predicted model, not a curated record.